GCCCGGUUGCUCAAAGCAUCGUUAAGAUAACAUUACCGUUAAGCUUUACCUCUGUUAAGUACCCUAACGCAGCGUAAUUUAAUCAGCCGUUAACUUCAUGUUGCUCAACAAGUUUUAACGCUAGCGUUAAUUAACGCAGCGUUAAGACUUUAACAUCCAUGUUAAAUCCCACAAUCCAUUCCAAAUUUCCACUUCCUGUUCCUGUUAUCCAAUUCCAAAAUGGCAUCCCAAGCAGACGCAUCUUCAGUGACUUCACCUGAAAUUAAAAGAAAGAAAAGGAGCAUUAACUUUAGCAAUACAGAAAUAUUGAAAUUUGAAGAGCUGGUUAAAGAUGAGAAAACAUUUUCAAUAUUAACUAAUAAAUUUUCAAACACUGUAAAUAAUAAAAUGAAAAAAGAUAUGUGGACGAAAAUUGCUGAAGUAAUUUCUGCACAAGGAAUUGCAGUUAGAACUGCGGAUGAAUGUAGUAAUAAAUGGCAGAACUUGAAAAGAGAGAGCAAGGCAGCAGUUACCAGUGAAAAGUUAGAACGGCGUAAAACGGGUAGAGGGACACUGACAGCUGUCGCCGAUGAACAAAAAGUUCGGAUCGCCGAAAUGUAUAAAGAUUCGGCAUCCUUCAAUGGGAUUAUUGGAGGAUUGGACAGCGAUGAAGCUGAUGGUCGUCACUUUCUGUCCAACACCACAGUUGCGCCCGCUGUGGGAACAGUUGGACAAACGGAGCAGUCAAGAAACAACUACUUGAUAUAAGGAUUCGAAUGCUGCUGAAAGAGGAAAUGAGACGUGACCAGAACGUUGUAGAUGAGAUCAUCAAUGGAAAAUUUUUCGAGGACUAAAUAUAAUGGUUAUAUUGACUUAGUUGCCUCAGUGCUUUAUUGAAUACAAAAUGAUUAACAUUGAUUAUUUAAAAUGAAUAUAAUAAAAGUGUUUUUUAGCAAUAA
Molecule: messenger RNA, 938 nt
Organism: Dreissena polymorpha
Lineage: Eukaryota; Metazoa; Mollusca; Bivalvia; Myida; Dreissenidae
Exons: 3
Coding region: 220-747 (175 amino acids)
Cellular component (GO): nucleus
Source: RefSeq, a predicted model, not a curated record